AUGCGGGCUCUGGUGGUGUUACCUCUCCUGUUGUGUGCAGCCGUGCAGGUGGAGCAGGUGAGAGCGGAGGUGAAGGCGGUGAAGCUGUGUGGUCGAGAGUUCCUGAGGGCCGUGGUUUACACCUGCGGAGGCUCUCGCUGGAGGAGGUUUCUCUCCGAGGCAGACAUGGAUGGUGAGACAACAACUCUUUAUGAUUUGAGACAAGUCUCAGUUUUUUCUCUUUGAAUGUAUUUAUUGAGUCUCUCCUCUUUGAUUCAGGAUUAAACUUAAAAUACAACACAAUAAAAAUAACUUUUUUUUUGAUGUGCAGGUCUUCCUUAAACCAGCAACCAAACUCCCUAAAUAAAAACUGAUGUAAAAAUAGUUUUACUAGCUUUAUAACUAGCUUUAUUUGCACACAAGAGGAGCUUUGGAUUUUGACCUCCAACACUUGCAUUAAAGGCACAUAAGAAAGGGACCUUCUUCAAUGGUCAAUAGGAGCUAAAUGAGAGAUCUAUUAAAAUUAAAUAAAAAAAUUUUAAGUGUUUAUUCUGGUCCCUGACUCUUUACUCUUUACAAACACUGAACAUUGUUCUCCUGUCUUUAGGAGUCUUUUUGUAGUAAAUGUUUUCUAUCAAGAGUGAUCCACGGUGUUCCUGUAUUUAAUUCAACAUCUAUCAUUAUCUAAGAUGAACUUCCAGGUAUUUUUUCCUUUAUAAUCCAUUUAUAUUUACCCACAAAGCAUGUUCAAAAACAAAAGUACACAGAAUUCAGUAAAAUCCAAAAUGACAAAGAUGUAUCAUCACUCUUGGAAACCAUUAAAGUAAUAAGACCAGACAAAAGCAGCUGUCACAUCGAGUUUAUAGCCUCAAGUGAAAACAAACUCCAUUUCUUUAAACAUAAAAAUCUCUUUUUUCCCCCCUAAGAUGCUUAAGGUCAAAAACUGACCGAGGACCCAAGACAUAAAUUUAGCAGGUUCAGGUAAAAAAAACAAAAUCUUGUUAAAAUCUUCUGAAGUAAAUUCUGAAGUUUGCAUCCAUCUUCAGUUGAAGUGAAGCCUUUUUGUUCCUUUGCUUAAACUUCUAAUGCAGGUGAUCUGAAACUGUUUGCUCUGUCAGUAUUUCCAUUUAGUUUUUCUGAUGCUGCCUCCCCUGACUUGUAAUGCAUAUCUAUACAUAACAGACAGGUAUAUUUUUUGUCGUCAUUGCACCAGGUAGAAGGAAACUGAGCGUGCAACUCUCCCUUAAGCUUUUAAGAGCAGCAUGACAAUAAGUAAAAGUGACAGAGAGACAGAGAAGAACAAAACUACAGCAGCAGCAGAGGUAGUAGAGUCUGCACGAUUGUUCAGUAAUGGAGUAAACUUUGCAACAAGAGAAGUCAGAGAAGGCGAGGAAAGCUCUGUUAGUGUGAACCAUCCAUUUGUCUCUUUCAGUGAGAGCAGCUUUAAUUUCAGCAAAAUAUUGUUGGAGUGAAACACAAAAACUUUAAGAUUUUGAUUUUGACUUUUCCAGUCUUCUGUAAUUCUGGUUUCAUGUAUUGAAUAUUUCUGACUCAGGGACUUCAGUGUAGAGGGCGAGCAGGCAGACAGACAGAUGUCCCUGAGGGAGAGACAUUACAGUCUGUUAUGUUAUUAUGUGAGAGGAGCACAUAUCUUGAUUUAAAGAUGCAGAAGUCUGUUCCCUGACCUCUCUCUGGGUCACUCAUCAACAAACCCACUUAGCCGAUCAGUCGUGCCGAUUACAGAAGAUAAAUAACACUAAAUUCAUCAGUGAAGUACUUUGGAAACAAAGUCACAUCAGCAGAGAGGAAGUGGAUCUGCACUCACCUUUUCAUGUGUGUUUUGUAGGUCCAGUUUUGCCUGCAGGAGAUCACAACAGUCUGGAGGAGCUGAGCAGCAGUAACUCCCAGCUGACCAGACGGGACAUGAAUAACAUCCUGACCACCGUGUGCUGCCAAGUAGGCUGCAGGAAGAGCGACCUCACCUUCCUCUGCUGA
Molecule: messenger RNA, 1974 nt
Organism: Xyrichtys novacula (pearly razorfish)
Lineage: Eukaryota; Metazoa; Chordata; Actinopteri; Labriformes; Labridae
Source: the annotation of a GenBank genome assembly